Messenger RNA from Lutra lutra (Eurasian river otter), 1222 nucleotides. RefSeq names its product CKLF like MARVEL transmembrane domain containing 8 (gene CMTM8). The record is from RefSeq and is a predicted model, not a curated record. Gene Ontology annotation, molecular function: structural constituent of myelin sheath. The transcript has 5 exons. Gene Ontology annotation, cellular component: membrane. NCBI's taxonomy places the organism in Eukaryota, Metazoa, Chordata, Mammalia, Carnivora, Mustelidae. The coding region runs from base 314 to 862 and encodes 182 amino acids. Gene Ontology annotation, biological process: myelination.
ACGCCCCCUCCCCUCCUCCCGGCCUCAGCAGCCUAGCUCGGCCGCCCGGCGGUGUCCCCUCGCGCGGUCUCCUCCUCCUCCUGGGCCCCAGCGCAGCCGAGAGCCCCGCGCGGAGGAGCGGGGGGCGCCGCGCACUCGUACGCCACGCGCCGCGGCGGGACCAGCCCCGGGGGGCGCCCCCGGCGCGCCUCCCUCCGCGAGCCCGCCGCGCUCCCCUCCCCCCCGCCGGUGUCCCCAGGGCUCCGGGCCGCGCGUCCAGCCCCAGACGCGCGGGGGGUCCCCGAGGAGGGGCCAGCCCGGCCGCGGCGCGGCGAUGGAGGAGCCGCAGCGCGCCCGCUCGCAUACCGUCACCACCACUGCCAGCUCCUUCGCCGAGAACUUCUCCACCAGCAGCAGCAGCUUCGCCUACGACCGGGAGUUCCUCCGCACCCUGCCCGGGCUCCUCAUCGUGGCGGAGAUCGUUCUGGGACUGCUGGUGUGGACGCUGAUUGCUGGAACCGAGUACUUCCGGGUCCCUGCGUUUGGCUGGGUCAUGUUCGUAGCUGUAUUUUACUGGGUCCUCACCGUCUUCUUCCUCAUCAUCUACAUUACAAUGACCUACACCAGGAUUCCCCAGGUGCCCUGGACAACGGUGGAAGACGUAAUCUGGUGCAUUUAUUACGGUCUGUGCUUUAAUGGCAGUGCCUUCGUCUUAUACCUCUCAGCAGCUGUGGUGGACGCAUCUUCUGUCUUCCCCGAGAGGGACAGCCACAAUUUCAACAGCUGGGCAGCCUCAUCGUUCUUUGCCUUUUUGGUUACCAUCUGCUAUGCUGGAAACACAUAUUUCAGUUUUAUAGCUUGGAGAUCCAGGACCAUACAGUGAUUUGCCAUUUUGAGAAUUUUUAAAGAAAGGAGAAAACAAGAAGAAUCUCACUGUAAAAAACAACAACAACAACAAACUGUAGGUAUAAUGUAUAUUUCCAGAGAAUUGUAUUUAACUAAUGUUUUUAUAUACUUAGUUAAAUUUGCUCACAGUGGUUUGUUACAAUUAAACUGGAUACUUACUUGCAAAUUGUUGUAGCUUAUAAUGAACUCUUAAAUAUCUUGUUGAUGUCUCCAUGGACCUUAUUUUCUUAGACAAUGUAUAAAUAGGUAAAUUGCUGAUGUUACGACUGUGUCAAGUUUGUAAACUUAACUUUUAAAAUGCCAGAUUCUUUUCUGAAUUAAAUGUUUCAAAAUCUGG